ACCCAAUGACUUAAUUCUUGUCAUCGAGUUACUACAGUUCUAGUACGAUCGGACGUUCUAUCCUAUAGUUCGUUUAGAUCUUGAGUUGAGUUUCUGUCGCCGUCGGAAAUAUUAAUUUCAUUAAAAUGGGAAAAAACAGGUGGAUAUACGAUAUUAAUAAUUCCAAUAAGAUUUCCGAAUAUAUUUCCAAUUGGGCGAGUUUUAUGUAAAGAUCGCAGGCGCGAUCAAGUCAACACAUCGUUAGGAAGCAAUGUGAUCGAUCAACGGUCAGGGUACAAAAAAGGAAAGAAAGAUAUAAUAGAGAUAUAAAGAGAUAUUACGAAGGGGUGAACGUUUGAAAACGUGGAAAAAUCAGUCGAUAUAAAUAAAGAAGUUGAGAAAGAUAAAAUAUCGUGAUAGUAUGAAAUGUCAUUUAAAAAGGUGUCUUAUUUCAGUGAAAGGCAAAUAGGAAGAACGUGGUGUAAAAGAGCACGUUGCCAAAGUGAACGAUUCAAUAUUGUUGAACGAUUGUCGUUGACCACUUCGGUAUUAUUAUUCAUCUAUCUUUUUAAAUAAUGAACUAAAUUGUACGUACAUUAUUGAUUCGCAAUAGAGAGAAGAGGAACGAUUAAUUAAAAGUUGACAAGGGAUAGUGAUAAAAAUGUGUUGCUUUCGUAUUUACGUAUCGAUCAUCGGCAAGAGGUUUCUCGCUCCUACGAAUAAGUCUCUACCUUUCUAGAAAAAUACGUAUGGAUAGGGUUCAAUGAUAACAUGUCAACAUUGAAAUUAAGUAUGCAGGAUAAGAAGGACUUGGAUAAAUUUACGAAAUUUUUGGCGUUAAAGGCUGCCCAAAUCAUAGUACAGUCCAGGUCAGGAGAGAAAGUAUGCACAAAGUGUAAACCAAAUUCAUCGGGUACAGAUUGGUUCAACUUGGCGAUUCAAGAUCUGCCCGAUGUCUUGGCAGAGGCUAAGAGAGCUCUCUGCGGUGAAAUAGUAAAUUCCACUAUACCGCUUUGUAUAGAAAUCUCCUUGAGGACCGUAGAAGGCGAUACGAUGGUUUUAGAAACUUGGAGUUUAGGCGUUUUACCAGAACACAGUGAUCCUACGGUAAGAGUAACGUAUACGGUUUACAACAGGAUGGGUAUUUUAUUAAAAUCGUUGCUCUCCGUCUCGAGGAUUACUCCAGCUUAUAAAUUAAGCCGUAGACAAGGACCAGACUCUUACGUUAUCUGCUACAGAAUAUAUAUGGGGGAACCUCAAUUGCACACAUUAGGAGACAACUACAAGCACGUGAGAGUAGGACAACUGUGCACUCCCGUUGGUACGAUACACUUGUCGGUCUCGUAUAGGACUAAAAUGACCAUUUCUCCAACCCAUACGGGACGAGAUUCGAUUAUGCUUAAAAGCGAUCAUUUUCAUUCGGAUCUAAGUCCACGGCAUGCCCGUUAUCAACAAAGCGAAGAAAACUCCAAAUCUUUGAGCGAUACUAUAAAAGUAGGGGCAUUUGUAAUUAGUAAGCCCCCUAUGGUCAAUGAGGGAGACUUAGUUAUACCGGAUGUACCGUUCAGUUCUUUGCUGACUCCACGACAAACCUCACCACCUCCUCCUGGUUCUCUCGGCGAUACUGUAAAUGCGAAAAACGUAACGGCGGGUGUUGCCACGGACAACAGCAACAACGGUAACAAUGAAAGACUGUCGAACGACAAUACAACGUCAAAGUCCAAUUCUCAGAAUGAAUCUAGAAGAAGUAGUUGCUCUAUGACCAGCGCAAAUGACGAUUUCAUUAUGGUAGAUUUGAAAACACCAUUCGCUAUUACUAACACUAACAGCGAUUUGGGAGCGUUUUAUCGGGAAUGCCAAAGUGCGCCUCAGCUUCAAGCAUUUAUGGAGGAAAGAACAUUGGCAGAACAAGUGGGAGAUCUUACUAAGCAAUUGGAAACGUUCGAAACGAAUAUGCAGCAUUACGAAGACAUUUUAUCGUCGCUAUGUCAAACUGAAAACAAUAACUAACGGACGAGACAUUUUUCAUGUAUCUCUCUAUUCAUGAACGAAUAUCAAUAUGCUGGUGCAACGACGCUUCUUUGUUAUUCGACGAUAAAUCCUAUGGUAAACGUGCUGCUUCUCUAUUAUCCGUUUCUCUCUCGAAUUAUAUAUAUAUAUAUAUAUACACAUAUAUAUAUACAUAUAUAUAUACGAUCGAUGGAAAAUAAUAAUCCUUUACGAUGAGAAUUUUUAACCAUUCAAAAAUAUAUGCCAUUGUUAAAUGUCUUUCUUUAUAUACGUUUGAGAGCAGAAUAUCUUCGAUAUAACGCCUUGUUGGCUCGUGCGCGUCUCUAAACGUUGCGGGCGUAUAUACAUAUACAUCAUAUAUUAACCCUCUAUAACGGCAUGUGAUCCUUUGAGCUCGUCUACGCUUACAUGUUUUUUUACCUUUUACUUCAUUAUAACUUUUUUUCUUUUUUCGAAGUACACCGUCCCUCGAUUUAAGUAUUGUGUCUAAUGAUUUAUUAUGAAGUAAUACUUAAUUGUAGUUGAUGCGACGUACAAGCAGUCCGUAAGUAAGUCGCCCAUCAUAACCUCUAGUAAAUUACCAGAUUAAAGUUUCUCAGUUCGAUUUUCUUUUCUCCUUUUAAAUCCUACAUAUACAACAUAUUGUAUCACGGGGAUGAAGGAAAGAAACGAAAUGUACUUAAUCGAAUGAGAUAUUGCAGGCUUACCGGUGUGUAUCGUAUAAAUGUCAAUAAAUAAAAAGAGCAUUUUCACGUACACAAGGAAUAUGCACAUUUUCUAAUUAAAAGUACUGUCCAAGUAUAUCGAAGGACGAGCGUACAGGCUCUAUACUUUUGAUAAUGAUACAUACUGAUAAUAUUUUUGCAUAUUACAUAAUUAUUUUGUAAACACGACCAACCAAAAAUGUGCUUAUGGAGGGUUACCUGACGUUGUCAUUGUGCGUACGAAAAUGUCUGAAUGCUUUAUUAUUAUUGUUUAUUAUUAUUAAUAAUUGUUAAUUAGUCUUAUUAAGGCAAGAUUUACUAUUAUUUAUUGUCUGUAUAUAGUGUAUAUUAUUCUUCAGUACGAUUAUAACUUUCAUCGAAUAAACAUUAUUGCGUUUUACCUUA
Molecule: messenger RNA, 3098 nt
Organism: Vespa crabro (European hornet)
Lineage: Eukaryota; Metazoa; Arthropoda; Insecta; Hymenoptera; Vespidae
Gene: Atg13
Product: autophagy-related protein 13
Exons: 6
Coding region: 751-1989 (412 amino acids)
Biological process (GO): protein localization to phagophore assembly site; mitophagy; piecemeal microautophagy of the nucleus
Cellular component (GO): extrinsic component of membrane; phagophore assembly site; cytosol
Source: RefSeq, a predicted model, not a curated record